Vidua chalybeata is the source of this 1155-nucleotide messenger RNA. RefSeq lists its product as uncharacterized. NCBI's taxonomy places the organism in Eukaryota, Metazoa, Chordata, Aves, Passeriformes, Viduidae. The coding region runs from base 1 to 963 and encodes 320 amino acids. The transcript is spliced from 2 exons. The record is from RefSeq and is a predicted model, not a curated record.
AUGUUCUGCGAAUUCAGGACUCCUUGCAGAAACCAAUGUUCUGCGAAUUCAGGACUCCUUGCAGAAGCCAAUGUUCUGCGAAUUCAGGUGUCCUCGCAGAAGCCAAUGUUCUGCGAAUUCAGGUGUUCUUGCAGAAACCAAUGUUCUGCGAAUUCAGGACUCCUUGCAGAAGCCAAUGUUCUGCCAGUUCAGGAGUCCUUGCAGAAGCCAAUGUUCUGCGAAUUCACAGGACUCGCUCGCAGAGGCCAAUGCUCCGCGAAUUCACAGGACUCGCUCGCAGAGACCAAUUCUCCGCGAACAAUUCGCGUGGCGAAUCUCCGAGUGCGGCCGCCUGAACGCGCCGGGGCUGCGAACAACCAGCCGGGAGCGAGUUCUGGGCAGCUGAGGCCGCAGCGCCGUCACAGACGGCGGCUCGCGGUUACCCGGCAGCCGCGGCACCCGAUUGUGAGGCCGGGCCGGGGCCGGGACGCUGCGGCCGGGCGGGGCCGGGGCGGGGGCGCCGGGCGGGCCUCGGUCCCCGCUCCAUCCCCCCUCGGUGCCGCCUCGGUCCCCGCUCCAUCCCCCCUCGGUGCCGCCUCGGUCCCCGCUCCAUCCCGCCUCGGUCCCCGCUCCAUCCCCCCUCGGUCCCCGCUCCAUCCCCCCUCGGUGCCGCCUCGGUCCCCGCUCCAUCCCCCCUCGGUGCCGCCUCGGUGCCCCCUCGAGCCGCCCUCGGUCUGCCCGAGUCCCCGUUCGGUCCCCGCCUGUUCCAGCCCUGGUGCCCCCGCGGUCCCCGGGCACAGCGGCAGCAAUUCGCUCCCGGGCCCGGAACGGGACGGCCCCGGCGGCAGCGCUCGAUAUCGCCGGAGCCUCGGCCCCAGCUCCGGGCUGCUCCACAUCGGGAAAAGCCCGGCUCUGAACAGAUCCUGUUCAGCGCAUCGCCCCAUGGCAAUCUGCCGGCUGCAGCUCCCGGGCGCUAACAUUUAGCUUCUCGUUCUUCUUAGGGACACACAAGUAGCAGAAGUCAUUUCCUGGUGUCAUGGUUUAUCACCUAAUCUGCAGCCAGGAAUUAGUGCUCCAGAAGACUCACCUUAUUACAUCCUGUAUUUUUCUUUGGCAUUCUCUUACACAAUACAGAUGUGCUAAAAGAAAAAAAAAACUACAGUAUUUAUCAACCUC